AUGCAGAGAUAUAACCAUUAUAAGCCCACCUAGUUAGGUAUCAGAUAAACUCAGAUUUAGGUUGAUAGCAAGUAGACUCAGCUAAAACUCAUUGAUGAGAACAAAGGCACUAUUCAGGUCAAUGGAUGGGGACUCAAUCUUGAUUAACAACUGCUAGUAAACUAUUAGUAUGCAGCUCCACUCUCUCUAGCUGUGAAGUAACUUAACAAUUUAAAGUUCAGAAGCUGGAAUUAUUUUCUCAUUCACACUCCAACUCAUGUGAUUCAGGUGAUAUUCGUUGAUCUCAACCUAGGAAUCGCAUGCCCUUCAAAUCUUGUGGUGAUGGAGAGGUAGGAUAUCAAGGGAACCUAAAAAAUCAUUGAAACAAUGACUUGCCCGACAUACAAUAAAGAGACUGUAAGCAUUGGUGAAAAGACUGAGUUAGUUGCUGAUCAAUGGUCUGGCAGUGUGAUAAGAAAGGAAGGUUCGAUGUACUAGUUUAAGGUAAACUCAAAAGCAGCUAAUUUCGAGAUGGAUUUAACUUUUGACUACUCUGAAAAUCCUGGGCAAGUUUGGGCAACACCACUAACUAAUGAUUUGAGAACUUACUAUGCCACCUAAAAGAAGCCAGUAUCAGUUGUUGGUUCAUACUCUUAUAAUAACCAAAGACAGCAAUGCAAAGGAGGGGAUUGCUUCAUGAUGAUAGAUAUUGGGAGAGGACAUUUGAACUAUGGAAUGGCUUAUUUCUGGGUUCUAAUCAUGGCAAAGCUCAAGGACGGGAGAACCAUUUACAUUAAUCUUUGCGAUGGAGCCAGCUCAGAAUUCAAGACACUAGACAAAGCCAACGAAGAUUUCAUUAUUGUAGACGGCAAGCAUUACAAACUCGAUGUUACUGAGAUGGAUUACUACAAGGAUAAUUAUAUGGGAAGAAAAACGAUUAGGACUGCAGUUUAGUCUAAUGACUACAAGAAGAUAUACAAAAACAGAUCUUGUGAAUUCUCUUUUGAACCUCAAGGCUAGCUUAGCUAAGGCGUGAAUGCUGCUGUUAUUGCCAUGAAUUAAGUGUUUACCUAUGGACCAUUUAAAGGCUUUUGUGAUUUAGAUGGAGAUAGAAUUGAGAUUGAUAAUGUAUUUGGCCAUGUAGAGCAAGUAUACUCCAGAUGGUGA
This is a messenger RNA of Stylonychia lemnae, 1146 nucleotides long. Lineage: Eukaryota; Ciliophora; Spirotrichea; Sporadotrichida; Oxytrichidae. The record is from the annotation of a GenBank genome assembly.